UUCAUCAACAAGGUAGUGCAUCUGGUGAUCUGCAAACUAAACCAAUGAGUCUGGAAUCUGAAUUGGAAGUUCUGAAUCUCAAGUCAAUCAUGAGGCAGAAGCUGGUGGAAGUUGAAGGAGUCCCUUUGUACAGCAAAACUGCAGAAAACUGGGACUCCAUAUGGAACUUUAAAGCCCAGCCAGAUGACCUUAUCAUUUGCACUUAUCCCAAAUCAGGGACCACUUGGAUACAAGAAAUUGUGGACAUGAUCCAGCAAGGUGGAGACCCACAGAAAUGUGCACGGGCCCCUAUUGAAAAACGGAUUCCCUUCUUAGAAUUUUUUCCUCCAAAACCAAGGUUGUUUGGCCUUGAACUGGCGGAAGCAAUGCCAUCUCCACGCUUGCUCAAAACUCAUCUUCCUGUCCAGCUUCUACCACCUUCUAUCUGGCAACACAAUUGCAAAAUCAUUUAUCUGGCCAGAAACAUCAAGGAUUGUGCAGUCUCCUACUUCCACUUUCACCUCAUGAACACUACUUUACCAGAACCUGGGAAUUGGGAUCAGUUUCUGGAAGAUUUCAUUGCUGGGAAUGUGAAUUGGGGGAGCUGGUUCGACCACGUUCAUGGUUGGUGGAACGCUAAGAGUGAUCACCCAGUUCUGUAUCUUUUUUAUGAAGACGUGAAAGAGGAUCCAGCUCAAGAAAUCUGCAAAAUUGCCCAAUUCCUGGGUUUAGAGCUUUCAGAACUAGUUGUAAACCAGAUUGUACAGCACACAGUCUUUGAAAGCAUGAAAGUGAAUCCAUUCGUGAAUUAUACCACUGUGCCUGCUUAUCUUAUGGACCAUACUAUCUCUUCCUUCAUGAGAAAAGGCAUUGUAGGAGACUGGAAGAAACACUUUACUGUGGCUCAAAGUGAACGGCUGGAUGGCAUCUGUGCCCAGGAAUUUAAAGGCAGCAGCCUGACCUUCCGCACACACCUGUAGGCACAUUUCAUUUCAGUGUGCCUCUCAGAAACUUUCACAAAACAUGCUUGGAGUAAUUGACUUCACCUCCACUGCUCCUUUCAUACUGUUCAGUGUGGAACUGCUAUGUUUUCUUCAUUCAACUUUUUAUAGUGUAUUCGCAUGACAGUCAUUUAAUCUGUGUAUGUGUGUGUGUUUUCUAAGCUGCUUCCUUCUUUUCCCUAUUUCAAGUUUGGUUUUGGGUUUUGUUUAAAGACCACAUAGUAAUAGUAGUGCAAUUUCCUCAGGCCAUUUUUGUAAACCAAGAACCAGAACAAAACAGAAAUUGUGCAACUACUCCAUAUUUUUAAACACAAUUUCUGUGGAAUUAAGAAAUGGUGGGAAAGCAUGGGAGAGUUAUAAGUGGAAGAUGACAACUUUGAUUUCUACUACACCACCUAUAAAACUCCAUGUAUUAUUACCCAAUACAUCUAUGUCAGGAAGCAUCCCCAGGUACAUGGAAUGAUCCAGCAAGUGAGAACUUGAGUUUAUAUCUCUGUACCUUGCUAAUAUUUUGUGCUAUGUGCUUGAAUAAACUAAUCUAGU
Sceloporus undulatus (fence lizard) is the source of this 1523-nucleotide messenger RNA. RefSeq names its product sulfotransferase 1C2-like. Bases 45 to 959 code for a protein of 304 amino acids. Gene Ontology annotation, cellular component: cytoplasm. Gene Ontology annotation, molecular function: sulfotransferase activity. Gene Ontology annotation, biological process: sulfation. The record is from RefSeq and is a predicted model, not a curated record. NCBI's taxonomy places the organism in Eukaryota, Metazoa, Chordata, Lepidosauria, Squamata, Phrynosomatidae. The transcript has 8 exons.